Messenger RNA from Spirodela intermedia, 648 nucleotides. Lineage: Eukaryota; Viridiplantae; Streptophyta; Magnoliopsida; Alismatales; Araceae. The record is from the annotation of a GenBank genome assembly.
AUGGAGCCGCCGCCGCCGCCAUUCGAGCACCGGCUGGAUAGGACCCAGCACGUGGCGAAGCGCAUGCAGGACACGUUGACGAGCAGGGUCUGCCGCGUUUUCUGCUCCAUCUUCCUCAGCCUCUCGCUCAUCGCCGCCAUCCUCGUCUUCAUCGUCUGGCUCAGCCUCCGACCCCACCGCCCUCGCUUCCACCUCGCCGACUUCUCCGCCGCCGGCCUCUCCGACAACCGCACCGCCGCCGUCUUCUCCUUCCAUGUGCUGCUCCGAAACCCUAAUCAGAAGAUCGGCAUCUUCUACGACGACGCCAUGCGCGGCCAGCUCUUCUACCACGACGACAGCGUCGGCACCGCCAGGCCCCUGCUGCCGCCGUUCUACCAGCGGCCAAAGAACACGACGGACAUCCGGGGGGAGCUGCCGGAGCCGGGGCUGGCCGUUGACCAGGCUCUGUUGACCCGGAUCAGGGCUGACUUGGCGGCCACAGGGGAGGUCUGGUUCAGGCUGCGGCUGGAGGCGGCCAUCCGGUUCAGGGUGAAGACGUGGGACACUCACCAGCAUGACAUGAAAGUUGACUGCGACGCCGGCGUCCGCCCCGACGGCUCGAUCCUGCCGGCGGCCAAGGGCCGGCGGUGCCCCAUCUACUUCUUCUGA